AUGGCUUCUCUAUCUAGCCAGGACAUGGUGCUCACACCAACCAAAAGUGAAGAAUCUACUGAUUCAAAAGACUCGAAAAAAGAUUUUUCGUUACUCUCUAUCUGUGCGGUAGGAAUUGUUACUGGUAACACCUGGUCGGCAUUAGGUAGCUCAAUUGUGGUCGCCAUUUUCAACGGGGGACCUCCGGGUAUCAUCUUUGAAUUUAUAGCUGUCUCAAUUUUCUAUGGUUUUGUAGCUGCAUCGAUUGCAGAACUCGCUUCUUCGAUUCCCAGCAGUGCCGGGAUAUACCAUUGGGCUUCGGUUACGCCUGGGCCUAGAUAUGGCCGUAUUUUCGGGUGGUUCGCUGGAUGGUGGAAUACAUCGGCUUGGAUAUGCGCAACAGCCAGUGUGUCCAGUAUUUUCGGGCAGAUGGCUGUUACACUGUACUCCAUAUACCAUCCCGACUAUGUAAUGCAAAGAUGGCAUAUUUUAGUUGGGUACCUGGUAGCCACUUGGUCGUCUUGUGGAUUUGUUUUAUUCGCCGACAAAGCGUUGCCCUUGAUAAGCAAUAUCGGAUUAUUUUCCGUUUUAAUCGGGGUGACGACAUCCAUAUUGAUCUGUCUUAUUACACCAAGUCAAUCCGACUCUGGCUUUGCCUCGUCUGCCUUUGUUUGGGAGGACUGGAUUAACAACACUGGCUAUGAAAGUAAUACUUUCGUUUUUCUAAUGGGUAUGAUCAAUGGAGCAUUCGCGGUCGGCGGAGUCGAUGUUGUAACCCAUAUUGCUGAGGAAAUUCCGGACCCUAAACGUAAUAUUCCCUUAGCAAUGGCAGCUGCGGUAGUCUUCGGCUUCGUCACUGGUCUUGCCUAUCUAAUCACUAUUUUAUAUGCGAUUAGUGACAUAGAAGCCGUGUUAUCUACGCCAUUUAUGCCAGUCAUGGUAAUAUACUUACAAGCCACGUCUUCCAGACUGAUUACUAUCUUUCUUCUAUUGCUUAUCAUCAUUCCUGGUUUUUGUACUAGUAUUGGAAUAUACAUAACCGCUGGUCGGUCUGUGUGGGCUAUGGCGCGAGAUGGCGCCGUGCCCUAUUCGAGCAGCUUAGGAAAAAUAUCACCACGCUACAAAAAUCCUUUCAACGCUACAUUAUUCUGCGGUAUAAGCACUAGUAUACUGGGUAUAAUAUACCUCGUCUCGAACCAGGCCUUCAAUGCAUUUGUCGGCUCAUUUAUAGUGCUCUCAACAUUGUCAUACAUCACUGCUAUUCUACCGUUUAUUAUGACUGGCCGCUUUUCUAACCUAAAUAAAAAUAAAAUGGUUCCUGGGAAUUUCGAAAUGAGUCCCACCCUCGGCUACAUGGUUAAUAUUGUGAGCUGUCUUUACAUGGCAAUAUCUAUCAUAAUAUAUUGCUUCCCUUCAACCAAAACUUUCACAUUGUUAACAAUGAACUAUACCAGUGUUAUCGUUGGCCUUGUCACACUCAGUGCGACUAUUCUAUGGAUAAUCAAGGGCUCUGCUUACAUUGGCCCGCAAGGAUUAGAUGAAGCCAGUUUAUCGCUUAGUUCCUCGGCAGAUGAGAAGGAGUUGAAAAUUUAA
Molecule: messenger RNA, 1572 nt
Organism: Blumeria graminis f. sp. triticale
Lineage: Eukaryota; Fungi; Ascomycota; Leotiomycetes; Helotiales; Erysiphaceae
Source: the annotation of a GenBank genome assembly